GCCUGGAGGACCAUCUGUGAUCCGUUCGCCAGCCUAGAGGACCCCAUGGUUGGCUCCCAUCACCAAAGAUACUAGAGGAUCCCAUCACCAAGUGAUAUCGCUCUGUAUCGUCCCGUAUCCUUCACUGUCGCGGGCAAAGAUUGCUCGCGGGCGGGGUGAGCCGAGCGCCCGUGGCCCUCUGGGCCGGUCUCCGCGCCGACCUCACCUGCCUUCACCAAGAUGGCCGCCCGCCGGUCCCGCCACCGCCCCGGGCCGAGUCGAGUCUCCCCAUCGACCGGAUGAAAAUGGCGGCAGAGAAGCGGCAGUUGGUGGCGUCGCUGCCGACGGACCAGAGGGUUUAGGAGCCGUUACUGUGGACGGAGAGGCGGGGACAUGAGCGGCCAUUGUGGGCGGCCUGGGUGCCGGUGAGCCCCCCAUCUGCUCGUUGUGUGGGCUGAGCUUCGAGGGGGUGACCUGCGAUGGAUGACCACAUGACGGGGCACAACAAGGAGAAGCGUUAUGGGUGCGACAUCUGUGGCAAGGCCUGGCAGUACCCGAGCCUGCUGGAGAUCCACCGGCGGGUGCACACGGGAGAACGCCCCUUUGACUGUUCGGAGUGCGGAAAGAGCUUCACCCGCUACGACAAACUGCUGCGGCACAACCGUGUGCACUCCGGCGAGAGACCCUUCACCUGCUCCGACUGCGGCAAGAGCUUCAAGAGGGCACAACACCUGAAGGUGCACCGGCGAGUGCACACGGGCGAGAAGCCCUUUGGCUGCUCCACCUGCGGCAAGAGCUUUGCCCGGUUGUCGGGGCUACGGCGGCACCUGCAGGUGCACAGCAGUGAGCGACCCUUCACCUGCUCCGACUGCGGCAAAGACUUCAAGUCGUCGCUGGACCUAGCGAACUUUGACAAGGUGACAUGCAAGCUGGAGGAACAGCAUUGUCUAGAACCAACACGUCGCCCGUCCAUUCCCCUCCAAAGUGCCGAUACAACUCAGCAGGUCAGCCAUCCGUGGUGGGAAACGGAUAGAGAAGUAUUCCUAAUAUAAUUCCUCCUUGAACCUGUCGAGGAGCAGACAAUCAACAGUACCAGCAUCUUCUCAUUCAUACUGUACCCAAGUGAAAAUGCCAAAGUGAGUCAAGCUGCAUACAGCCGAAUGCUCACAGUACCAGCUGACUGCCACUGGUCCAAAAACUUAAAGGCAUUUUAAAGUGUUAUUUUUUUUUUAAUUGACACAUUUGUGCCUUACAUACCAAAUAAAGCAGGUUUAACCUGA
This is a messenger RNA of Leucoraja erinaceus (little skate), 1259 nucleotides long. RefSeq names its product protein krueppel-like. The transcript is spliced from 3 exons. Gene Ontology annotation, cellular component: nucleus. Gene Ontology annotation, biological process: regulation of transcription by RNA polymerase II; central nervous system development. The record is from RefSeq and is a predicted model, not a curated record. Gene Ontology annotation, molecular function: DNA-binding transcription factor activity, RNA polymerase II-specific; RNA polymerase II cis-regulatory region sequence-specific DNA binding. Lineage: Eukaryota; Metazoa; Chordata; Chondrichthyes; Rajiformes; Rajidae. Bases 459 to 1031 code for a protein of 190 amino acids.